Messenger RNA from Heterocephalus glaber (naked mole-rat), 2481 nucleotides. It is a transcript of the gene Znf250, whose product is annotated as zinc finger protein 250. Lineage: Eukaryota; Metazoa; Chordata; Mammalia; Rodentia; Bathyergidae. Gene Ontology annotation, biological process: regulation of DNA-templated transcription. The record is from RefSeq and is a predicted model, not a curated record.
AGAGGGGGCGGGGCGGCCUCUUUGUCUGAGAGCACUGCGGGCGGCCUGCAGUCAGCUACCGAGGCUGCGGCGAACGCCCUACAGGAUCCUCUGUUUUCUGUAAUCUUCAGAGGCCCCGGGUGACCAGGUGAUGGCAGCGGCAAAGCUCCUACCACUGCCAGCAGGACCCCAGGCCAAGGUGACCUUCGAGGAUGUGGCUGUGUUCCUCUCCCAGGAAGAGUGGGACCGCCUGGGCCCUGCUCAGCGGGGCCUGUACCGAAAUGUGAUGAUGGAGACCUAUGGAAACGUGGUCUCACUGGGGCUUCCGGGAUCCAAGCCUAAUGUGAUCUGCCAGCUGGAGCGAGGAGAAGACCCGUGGGUCCUAGAUGAGCAUGGGGCUUCCAAGAACCAGGGCCUGGGCAGUGGCUGCUCAGACAACCUCAAAUAUGACUACAGUACAGCCUGUAUGCAACAAGAUAAUGUUUUUUGUCCAUGGGAAUGCAAAACCAAGAAAGAGAACCUAAACACAGACUUGAGCCUAAAGCCAUUAAUUUCAGGAGAAGUAACAGCAAUUCUGGGGAAAACGCCUUUGGAUGGGAUUGAUGAAGAACAUAACACCAAAGGGAGCUUCUGCCUGAGUGCAAGCCCUGCUGGCCACCAUGAGGCUCAGGGCUUGAAGGGAAGGGAACCACUCACUCAACACCAGGCAGUUCCUAGUGGAGACAGACCCUUCAUAUGCAUCGAGUGUGGGAAGUGCUUUGGUCGGAGCUCCCAUCUCCUUCAGCAUCAACGAAUCCACACUGGUGAGAAACCCUAUGUGUGUGGUGUGUGUGGGAAGGCCUUCAGCCAGAGUUCAGUCCUUAGCAAACACAGGAGAAUCCACACCGGGGAGAAGCCCUAUGAGUGUAAUGAGUGCGGAAAAGCCUUCAGAGUGAGCUCAGACCUUGCUCAGCACCACAAGAUCCACACGGGUGAGAAGCCUCAUGAGUGCCUGGAGUGUCGGAAAGCCUUCACUCAGCUCUCACACCUCAUUCAGCACCAGCGCAUCCACACAGGAGAGAGGCCCUACGUGUGUCCCUUAUGUGGGAAAGCCUUCAAUCACAGCACAGUCCUAAGGAGCCACCAGAGGGUGCACACAGGGGAGAAGCCCCACCAGUGCGGUGAGUGUGGGAAGACCUUCAGUGUGAAGCGGACUCUGCUGCAGCACCAGCGGAGCCACACUGGGGAGAAGCCUUACACAUGCAGCGAGUGCGGCAAGGCCUUCAGUGACCGCUCCGUCCUCAUCCAGCACCACAACGUGCACACCGGGGAAAAGCCCUAUGAGUGCAGCGAGUGUGGGAAGACCUUCAGCCACCGCUCCACUCUGAUGAACCAUGAGCGCAUCCACACAGAGGAGAAGCCCUAUGCAUGCUAUGAGUGUGGCAAGGCUUUCGUGCAGCACUCACACCUGAUCCAGCACCAGAGGGUCCACACUGGGGAGAAACCCUACGUGUGCAAUGAGUGUGGGCAUGCCUUCAGUGCACGCCGCUCUCUGAUCCAACAUGAGAGAAUUCACACGGGUGAGAAGCCCUUCCAGUGCACAGAAUGUGGAAAGGCCUUUAGCCUGAAGGCAACUCUGAUUGUGCACCUGAGGACUCACACGGGCGAGAAGCCUUAUGAGUGCAACAGCUGCGGCAAGGCCUUCAGCCAGUACUCAGUGCUCAUCCAGCACCAGCGCAUCCACACCGGGGAGAAGCCCUAUGAGUGUGGUGAGUGUGGGCGCGCCUUCAACCAGCAUGGGCACCUGAUCCAGCACCAGAAAGUGCACAGGAAGCUGUGACCUGGGGGCAGUCCUCAGGAGCACCUGCACACACAAGAACUGUACCAGAGGCACAGGCAGCCUCCUUGACAGGGAGCUUGUGACCUCUACAAGACAUGCCGAGUAAUCCAGCAUCACUGCAUGCUCCCAAAGAAAGGCACAGGGCAUGUUCCUGUGGAAAAGCUUCCGAGAAUGUCUGUUUAUCUUCCUCAACAUCUUGAAGUUACAUAGGAGGGUAAUGGUAUAUUUGUAGUGAAUAUUGAUAAAGAGAGCCAUAAUUCUUUGUUUCUUUAACAUUACUUUAUUUGAAGUAACCAAGGGAAGUUAAGUGUAAGAACUAUUGUCUCGAUAUUCCAAAUAAACUUCUUGUCCUUAGAAUCUACCUGCCUCUCCUAAAUACAACUGACCAUCCUAAUUGUUGUACUUAAACUUAGAAUAUUGUACUAUUUUCAGUACUCUGUGAAAACCCUAAAGUGCUGUACAGAUAAAGUGAUAUUUUAAAAAAUAUUGUCAAGUAUCAUCAUGUGAAAUAGCUAAAAAUUCUAAGUGCAUGGAAAUACCUGUUUUGUAUUAAAAAAAAACCUUUCAAGAUACAUUAGUGAGAAGUGUCAUAAAUUUGGAAAAACCUUUAUCUGAUGCUUUAACUUUGUUCAAGAUUAAAAGGAAUGUCCUAACACUUCAAUAAAAAUUCAACUCAAAAAUGA